ACCGUCAUUUCUCACUUGAUGAGAUUCGAGUGGCUACAAAUGAUUUCAAUGAGGGACUUUUGAUCGGAAAUGAUAUGUUUAAGAAUGUGUACAAAGGUUGCGUGGAUGGGGAAACUAGUAUCGUUAUGAUCAAAAGGUUCAGUGCCUUGGCAUUGCGAAAUUGGAAAGAGGUAAGGGCUAACAUUGAGGUACACUCCCUAUUCGAAAAUCACCGCCACAUAGUCUCUUUGAUUGGAUUUUGCAUUGUGAAACCAGAGUUAAUUGGCGUGUAUGAUUACAUGGAGAAUGGAUCCUUGGAAGAUCAUUUAUUCAACACAAACAACGAUACACUUCUGUGGAAAGAACGGCUCAGAAUUUGCAUUGGUGCAGCACGAGGACUACAACAUCUCCAUGAGAAUAUGAAGCAAAAAGUCAUCCACUGUGACAUAAAGCCAACUAAUAUUCUGUUGAAUAAGAAUUGGGUUGCAAAACUUACUCAUUUCGGGUUUUCCAAAUUACUACCCAAUGACACUACAUAUGUACCACUAAUGGAUUCAAUGAUCUGCAGAUAUAUGGCACCAGAGUACUUAAUGCACGGAAAAUUGACAACAAAAUCUGACAUAUAUUCAUUUGGUAUGGUGUUGUUGUCAGUAUUGUGUGCUAAGAAGCCAUAUUAUGAGCUAGAUUGGGAUCAUAAGUCGUUAGUAUGUCAGUUCAUGAAUAGUAUCAAAACCAUUGAUCAAAUCAUUGAUCCAAAUCUGAUUGGGAAAAUAGCACCAUAAUGCUUGAUGCAAUUUGUCAACAUUGCAUUAAGUUGUCUACUUGAUCAGGCCAACCGGCGACCCUCGAUAGACAAUGUGGUAAGGAGCCUCCAAUCUGCAUUACUACUACAGGAGGCUUGGGAGAAUCAUUUUGAGAUUGGUGCUGAGUUACCUGUGAUUGACCUUUAUUGUUGUAGCGUCUUCUCUAUUGAUGGUUACUUGACAAUUGGUGGGUUGAGCCUUUUUCCGUCAAAUAUUGAUGAUGAUCUUGCUUCAAAUCUUGACGGAGGAUCGAAUGGGUGCUUGUCAAAUCCAGAUUUUGACGAAUUCAUUCGUUAAUUAAGAAGCUUUUGGAUUUGAUUCUUUUAUACUACGUGUACGUCUUUCCAUUUUAUUUUGUUCGGAGUCUUCUUUUUUUUUAAUUGUUAUGUUUGUCAUAUGUUGGUGUAUAUAUGU
Messenger RNA from Camellia sinensis, 1196 nucleotides. Lineage: Eukaryota; Viridiplantae; Streptophyta; Magnoliopsida; Ericales; Theaceae. The record is from RefSeq and is a predicted model, not a curated record.